Puccinia graminis f. sp. tritici CRL 75-36-700-3 is the source of this 2066-nucleotide messenger RNA. RefSeq lists its product as uncharacterized. Gene Ontology annotation, biological process: protein transport to vacuole involved in ubiquitin-dependent protein catabolic process via the multivesicular body sorting pathway. Gene Ontology annotation, molecular function: ubiquitin binding; phosphatidylinositol-3-phosphate binding. Gene Ontology annotation, cellular component: ESCRT II complex; late endosome membrane. NCBI's taxonomy places the organism in Eukaryota, Fungi, Basidiomycota, Pucciniomycetes, Pucciniales, Pucciniaceae. The transcript has 4 exons. The record is from RefSeq and is a predicted model, not a curated record. The coding region runs from base 72 to 2066 and encodes 664 amino acids.
CAAAAUUCAAAUUCAACCACCAACACAUACAAAACCAAGCAACCAACCAAACCCACCAAGCCCAUCAAACCAUGAACCGCUUGAGACCAAUCGAUACGACAAACCUGACGAUUAAUGCUCAACUGUUCUUCAAUGAAACUAUCAUUGAAUCUCAAGUGGGAAUCGGAAUCUAUGAUGGAAAAAACAAGGACGAUCGGUAUCAAGAUGGGACGCUGUAUCUAACUUCUCAUAGAUUGAUCUACGUCGAUCGGACGAAUCCACAUCGCCAUUCGUGUUUCCUCGAUAUCAGUCUGAUCAGACAGACGGAGUAUUGGAUCGGCUUCUUGAAGAGCUCACCAAAGAUCACCUUACUCUUGGGUACUCGUCGCUCGAGUUUCAAUCAAACCUCUCAGGAUUCUCCCUCAGCAGACGAUCAGCGCAAGUUGACAUCAGAUCAGAACGAUAUCAUCAACCAUCCUGCCGCCUCCCACUGGACCUGUCACGUCUGUGGAUUCUCAAAUCCACCCGAGCUCAAAUGCGGUCUAUGCGGUAUCCCAAGGGAUUUAUCCUCAACCACAAAGUCUGCGUCAAACUCUAGACCACCUUCUUCUCUGAGAGACUUAUCUUCCCUAUCAACUUCUUUCCAACAUACUCCGUCUCAUACCAGAAGUUUAUCCAACCUCAGAGGAAUUUCAACCCAAGCCGAACCGAUCGAAACCUUAUCGAGUCCAUCUCAUGAGCUAGAGCGGAUACAGCAAGUCAAAAAUAAGGAGAUCCCAUGUCCUUCUUGCACCUUCCUUAAUCACCCUUCGAUGGCGCGCUGUGAAAUGUGUGAUUCGAUCUUGGGCACCGUUCAACUCGAUCGUUUGUCCCUCAACAAUUCAUCUGAAUCAACCUUAGCAGACAGUGAUUUACAACACUCUCGUGCCACCACCCCUGCUCCACCGUCCUCGUUCCCGGCGGACUCGUACAUCCGUCUAUCGUUCAGGAAGGGGGGAGAUAAGACGUUCUACUUCAGUUUAAAAAAAGCUCUGCAAAGUAAAUCUUGGAACACCAAUGGUUUGAAGAGUGAUUUCGAAUCUGCUAAGCCGUCAGCUAGAUUGGAACAAGAAGGCUCUACGCAGGGUCAACAUGAAAAUCCUUCCUACGUUUCCAAACCGAUAGGGAUUGAUCGGAUUCUGAAAACUAUGGAUUCUCAACAACAAGCCCAUCAGACCGAAUUAACCGAAGGUCUCCAAGAUCUUCAAGCUUUGAUGGCUAAGGCAAAAGAGAUGGUUCAAUUAUCACAAUCUAUCAACGCCAAACUGACGAGUCUAGAAUCGGUGCCCAAAACAGGCGAAGAGACAGAAACGCCAGACCAGAAAGCCGGCCUGAUACGCUCCUCACUCGUCAAACUUGGACUGCCCACUCCAGCUGUGACUCCAGAUAUGAUCAGUAACGACCAAGCGUAUGCCAAGGAACUCGCUAAAGAACUCGCCGGUCUGUUGACUCGUACGAUGGCUGGUCAAUCUGCAAUCAUGUUUCAUGGUUUUCAUGAUCUUGCAGUCGGGAUCCGACCCCUUGAUGAGAUUUGGUGCAUUUGGAAUCGAGCACGUGGAAUAUCACUUGUGUCACCGGCAGACAUGAUUUCAGCUUGUCACCAUUUACCAGAAUAUACGGUCCCAGAAAUCAGACUGAGGACGUUCAAAUCUGGCUUACGAGUCCUACAUACACCGUACUUCAGUGUACAUGAGUUCGAACAUCGGCUGCUUAGAAGGCUGAGGAACACGAGGGAAGAGGGCGCUGAAGAGGAAGACGGACAUGUUGAUACGACUUCCGAUCUGAUUGAUCCUCUAGAUGGGACCAAGCUCAUGAAGAUGUCGACCUUGGAGAUUGCUCAAUCGGAACGCCUGAAUCUCAAUUUAACAAAUGAAUUGAUCGAGUCCAUCGAGCAGACCCCUUCUCAUCCAAGCGAGUAUCAUCAUCAUCAUCCUCUCAGCUUCGAUAAAUGUUCUCUUGUCAGAGAUUUCGACCCUCAGACCGGACUCACGUUUUGGUUUGAAAAUCAAAUCUCUGAUUAUCAUUGGGAAGAAUCAAAUUCUUCUUGA